AAAAUUCAGAGGACUAUGAUGUACCAGCUGAGCAUUAUCUCAAUAGUACCGGGAAUACCUAGAGUAAUUUCAUCCCUAUUCUCUCAUUUCUUCCCUGAUUUUCCCUCCACUAUCCUCCGUCAGACCACGGUCAACUGCAUCACACAUAAACGUGGGAGUCGUCGCAGUGGGCCUCCGGAAGGUGGCUCGAACCACAGACAAGUAGAGAAAAAAAAAUAUCCCACUCUCCCCCGGUGUCAGCGAGAGAAAGAGAGAAACAGGGGAUAUCGUACCGGCGUGUGCAGGCCCGAAGUAACACGAGUUGAGUCGAAGAGAGCCGAAAUGACGAACCCUCCGCACACGAUAGACCAACCAGUCGUGCUGCGACCGUCUAACCGUGAGCCUCGCGAGUGUCAAAUUUCGGUUCAUCGGGAUCACGAGUGCAAUCAAGUGUAA
This is a messenger RNA of Diachasmimorpha longicaudata, 435 nucleotides long. RefSeq lists its product as uncharacterized. The coding region runs from base 16 to 435 and encodes 139 amino acids. Lineage: Eukaryota; Metazoa; Arthropoda; Insecta; Hymenoptera; Braconidae. The record is from RefSeq and is a predicted model, not a curated record. The transcript has 2 exons.